AUGCCCGAGGACGUCGGCUGGCCGCCGGUGAAGCUCAACUUCGCCAACCCCGCGACGGGCGCGCAGAAGUCGUUUGAGAUCGACGACGAGCACAAGACGCGCUGCUUCGUCGACAAGCGCAUGGGCCAGGACGUCGACAUUUCCAGCCUGGGCGAGCAGUUCAAGGGCUACGUUGUGCGCAUUGGCGGCGCCAACGACAAGCAGGGCUUCCCGGCCAAGCAGGGUGUGCUUGUGCCGCACCGUGUGCGCCUGCUGCUCGGCGAGGGCGACUCGUGCUACCGCCAGCGCCGCACGGGCGAGCGCCGCCGCAAGUCGGUGCGCGGCUGCAUCAUGAACACGGACAUCCAGGCCUACCACCUCAUCAUCGUCAAGCAGGGCGAGCAGGAGAUUGCCGGCCUCACCGACGCCGACUCGACGGUGCCCAAGCGCCUCGGCCCGAAGCGCGCCAACCACAUCCGCAAGUUCUUCAACCUGACGCCCAAGGACGACGUGCGCAAGUACGUCAUCCGCCGCGAGGUGCAGCCGAAGAAGGAGGGCGCCAAGGCGUACACCAAGGCGCCGCGCAUCCAGCGCCUCAUCACGAGCCAGCGCCUGCAGCACAAGCGCCGCCUGCGCAGCCUCAAGAAGCGCACCACGGAGCGCCAGCACGCGCAGAAGGCCGAGUACGACGUGCUGCUCGCCAAGCGCCAGGCCGAGACCAAGGAGCGCAACGGCGCCGCGCGCGCCGCGCGCAAGGCCAGCCGCAAGGCAUAA
Molecule: messenger RNA, 753 nt
Organism: Tilletiopsis washingtonensis
Lineage: Eukaryota; Fungi; Basidiomycota; Exobasidiomycetes; Entylomatales
Product: putative RPS6B-40s ribosomal protein S6
Exons: 5
Coding region: 1-753 (250 amino acids)
Biological process (GO): translation
Cellular component (GO): ribosome
Molecular function (GO): structural constituent of ribosome
Source: RefSeq, a predicted model, not a curated record